Messenger RNA from Peronospora farinosa, 1200 nucleotides. The record is from the annotation of a GenBank genome assembly. NCBI's taxonomy places the organism in Eukaryota, Oomycota, Peronosporomycetes, Peronosporales, Peronosporaceae.
AUGGGGUUCAUAGGUUGGCCAUUAGGUCUCUUAUUAUCAGCCAUUUCUAGUAUCUUUGGGAUUACGGGAAAGCUACUGCUUAAAUUGGCACAUAAUGAACGAGACAAAGAAGAAAAAAUAGCAGCAGCAGCAGUAGCAGAGAGAGAAGAACCAGUCGUCUUUACUGUCAAGACCACUCGAGGCUGCACGUAUUUCUAUUGUGGUCUCUUUUCAAUGCUCGUUGUGAACCCAUCUCUUGGAGCUUUAGCCUAUUGUUUUGCAACACAAUCACUCUUGGCUCCUAUGGCAGGUCUUACGAUUGGGUGGAAUACGCUCUUUGGUCCCAUGUUGCUACCCCAUGAACGUCUUACAACUAAUGAUUUUGUCGGAGCUGUGCUGAUUUUUACGGGCUGCGUGCUUGUUGGUGUCUCGGGUACACAUAAAAGUCCACCACUGCCGGUGGAAGUACUAAGAGCACAAUUUCAGUCCUUGUCGUUCAUUGUAUAUUGUGUUGGACUAUUGGUGUUGUUGAGUUUCUUGAUCCAUCAUGCAAAACAUGCUCUACACUUUACAACAACGAGUCGUCGAGCUGGUGUCAAGAGUUCGCCUGUUUCGAGUCCUGAUGAACUUCCCAUGAUCUCGCGUGUAUCAUUGAGUAUCUUUGCAGGAGUCAUGAGUGGACAACUUUUCUUCCUUGCUGCAGUCAUGAGGAUUGCUCAUGAUAAUGGAGCAAGUCACAUUUGGUCGUAUUCAUUGACCUAUAUCUGCAUCGUCGGAGCGGUCAGUACCGCUUUGUUUGGCUUGUAUCUUUUGAAUGAGGCACUUGCAGUUGAAGACGCGGUCGUGGUCAUUUACCUCUACGAAGCGAGUUAUAUAAUGGCCGGUGCGAUCUCAGGGCUUUGUCUCUUCCGGGACAUGGCACAUCUACCGACUUGGCAUUAUGUGCUGUAUUCGUUGAGUCUCGUGUUGAUCCUGUUGGGAAUCUACACGGUCGCCAAACGUUCAUUGCCAAAGGUACCACAAGACGAGGAGUAUUUGUUGUUGCCGCUGUUGGCUCCUCUUUCCGCAGAAGACGCGUCCGUCGAAGGGAUAUUUCAACAGGCUUCGUACUACGCUCGUCGCGCGUCGUAUUCAGGACCGGCGAUGCUGUAUGCAAAAAUCCAAAGCAACUACGACGAUUCAGAAACACCAGAACGUCGCAAGUCGAUGCCGAUCAAGUAA